Molecule: messenger RNA, 720 nt
Organism: Talaromyces atroroseus
Lineage: Eukaryota; Fungi; Ascomycota; Eurotiomycetes; Eurotiales; Trichocomaceae
Exons: 2
Coding region: 1-720 (239 amino acids)
Molecular function (GO): protein binding
Source: RefSeq, a predicted model, not a curated record
AUGUCAUAUUCCACCAACCCACCAGCCCCAGUGGCACUCUCCUUCGAAGCCAUUGACGAACUCAUCUACGACGCUCGUCUAGGCGACAUCGACGCCCUCAAGGCCGAGAUCUCAAAAUGGAGCGAGGAACACAAAAUCCCCGCAUCGACAAUCCUUAGAUCUGCGCUCGACACCGAAGACGAGAGCGAAGGCGGCACUGGGGCGAGUCUACUGCAUUGGCCGGCUGCGAAUGGGAAUGUCGAACUCUUGAACUAUCUUCUCCAGAUUCUUAAGACGACGCCGGAAGAAUCAGCGUCAUUUAUUAAUUAUCGAAACUACACUGGCAACACCCCCCUGCACUGGGCUGCGCUCAAUACACAUCUCGACUGCGUCAAGGCCCUCGUCGAAGCUGGCGCUGAUAUAAGCCUGAAGAACGAUGCCGGUCACGACGCGCUUUUCCUCGCUGAGCGAGCAGACUGGUCUGGGACGUAUGAAGACGACGACGAGGAGGAUACUGGUAAUGCCGGCGGCGAGGAGAACGCUACUACGACUGAAAUUGAGAUUAAUGUACAAGACCAGCAGGAGGGAGAAAAAGAAGGGAAACCUGCUCCACCACCAACCAAAGCUAGACAGGUUGUUGAGUGGUUGUUGGCAUGCGAUAAGGGUGCUGGAUUUGAGGCUCCAGUUGCAGCUGAUGCUGCGAACAAUGGCGAGGAUACGCAGAUGGAGGAUGCCCAAUAA